CCAUCAUCCUCGUCUCAACUGCAAUUUAAGGCUGAACUACUGAGACGCUGGUGCAGAAACUCACUUUCUCUCAGCGUGACCUCCACUCGGGCUCAGAAAAUGGUGACUGGAGGAUUUGUGCAGAUGCUCAGGAAGAGAAAGGAGCUCAUCCCUCUGAUUGGCUUCAUGGCGUUUGCGGCGACUGGAGCCACGUCGGCCUGCAUCUACUUCCUGUUCACCAAAACAGAUGUUAUACUGAAUAAAAACGCAAACCCUGAGCCCUGGGAGAGACUCGACCCGUCUAAACCACAAAAGCUCAUCACCAUCAAGCAGCAGUGGAAGCCGGUGGAGGAACUGGAGAUUGUGAAGAAACUGACCAAGUAACAUGAUCAUCUCGUAAUAACGCGUAAACUGUGUGUGUAUAUAAGACUAUACGUGCGUGCGUAUACCUACUGAUGAUGUAUAUAUUUAUUUUGCAUGUAUAUGAGAUCUUUAUUGCAGCACUGAACCCUGACCCUGCUGAAUGUGGUGAUGAUGAUUAAUGUGAUGAUGAAACAGCGGCUGUAACUCUGCUCUGUGACAGACAAGGAGAAAUGUGAAUAAACUGAAACUGAAUUAAA
Messenger RNA from Ictalurus furcatus (blue catfish), 599 nucleotides. RefSeq names its product chromosome 4 C15orf48 homolog (gene coxfa4l3). The transcript has 5 exons. The record is from RefSeq and is a predicted model, not a curated record. The coding region runs from base 100 to 363 and encodes 87 amino acids. NCBI's taxonomy places the organism in Eukaryota, Metazoa, Chordata, Actinopteri, Siluriformes, Ictaluridae.